AACUCCUGUCUACUUGACAGCUGGUACUUGACGUAUCGAAAAACAGAGCAACGCGGAACGCGGUAACCGGUAACUACGUUCUGCAAAAGUGCAAACAAAACAAAUAGCUAAUUUAAUCUUUAUUACCAAUCGAGUUCUUUGUAUAGAAAACACUAACAACGUCCUUUGUUGCAAAUAAUAUUGAGUGGGAUUUCUUGUGACAAGUCUAACGCAGUUUUAUUGAAAUGGCUAACGAUCCUGAAAGGUUCGAUACUAUGCUGCUAGCGAUGGCCCAGCAGCACGAGGGCGGUGUUAAAGAUCUUCUUCACACCAUUGUCAGUUUCCUUUCAAGAAAAACUGACUUCUUUACUGGAGGGAAAGAUGGAGAAUGGGAAAAGGUGGUUAAAGAUACAUUCUAUGCCCAUGCUACAAAAGCUAAGGAGGCAGCAGAUAAAAUCAAGAGAGAAAAAGAGGAAGAAGCGAAAAGAUUGAAAGAUAUACAGGCAAAGAAAGAGAAGGAGCGCCUUGUACAAGACUUCGAGCCAGCUAAAGUGGUGGAGCUUACUGACCAAGAAGCAGAUAAAUUGCAAGCAGACAUUGAAAUGGAAAAGAACAAAACGAAAGAAGUAGGAAGCGGCGAUGGUGGCGAAAGCAGUGCUGAUGCCGACAAACCUGCAGAUGAAGAAGAGGAUGACCCUAAAGAAAAAGGCAAGCUGAAGCCAAAUUCCGGCAACGGUUGCGAUCUGGAGCACUACAGGUGGACACAGACUUUGGAAGAGGUUGAGCUGCGAGUUCCACUCCGACAAGUGCUGAGACCCCGCGACCUUACCGUGGUGAUCACCAAGAAGCACCUCAAAGUGGGCAUCAAGGGCCAGCCGCUGAUCAUCGACGGUGAGCUAGACGCCGAAAUCAAGAUGGAGGAAUCCACCUGGGUGCUACAGGAUGGGCGCAACCUGCUUGUUAACUUGGAGAAGGUGAACAAAAUGAAUUGGUGGAGCAGAUUAGUCACGACGGAUCCUGAAAUAUCUACAAAGAAAAUCAACCCAGAACCGUCUAAAUUAUCUGACCUGGACGGCGAGACCCGCGGGCUGGUGGAGAAGAUGAUGUAUGAUCAGAGGCAGAAGGAGAUGGGGCUCCCCACCAGCGAUGAGCAAAAGAAGCAAGACGUACUCAAAAAAUUCAUGGAACAACAUCCUGAGAUGGACUUCUCAAAGUGCAAAUUUAACUAAUUUAAGUUAAUAUAAUAGUGUCUUAUAAGCACAUUUUAUAUUUAUGUUCGUCAUGUUAUGGUUUAUUACUUUUUAAUGCCAUAUAUGUACAUUAAAUUACAUGCGAAUUUAGUUCCUUAUCUAUCACAAAAGUGCUGUAUAUUUUAAUUUAAUGAUACUUAACUGAAUCUAAAAUGACUUUAUUGCGCGUUUGUAUUUGUCUAUCUGAUCUGACUUUCUUUGAGGUUAUGUUGCACCAA
Leguminivora glycinivorella is the source of this 1447-nucleotide messenger RNA. It is a transcript of the gene nudC, whose product is annotated as nuclear migration protein nudC. The record is from RefSeq and is a predicted model, not a curated record. NCBI's taxonomy places the organism in Eukaryota, Metazoa, Arthropoda, Insecta, Lepidoptera, Tortricidae. Gene Ontology annotation, cellular component: cytoplasm. Gene Ontology annotation, biological process: protein folding. Bases 225 to 1208 code for a protein of 327 amino acids. The transcript has 8 exons.